This is a messenger RNA of Micromonas commoda, 1831 nucleotides long. RefSeq lists its product as hypothetical. Gene Ontology annotation, molecular function: protein binding. The transcript has a single exon. Lineage: Eukaryota; Viridiplantae; Chlorophyta; Mamiellophyceae; Mamiellales; Mamiellaceae. Bases 1 to 1809 code for a protein of 602 amino acids. The record is from RefSeq and is a predicted model, not a curated record.
AUGGACGCCAUGGUCCGGGGAGGCUCGGGCGACGGGACGCCGUCGAUCGCCGACGUCAGCGACGAUGUCCUCGUCACGGUGUUCCUGAAGAUGGACCCGAUAGACCUCGGCAGCUGCCUCCGAACGUGCAAGAGUUGGAGACGACUGAUUUGCGACGGGGCGCUCGACAAUGCUUACUGGUGGAACAAGGCGCGAGCAGACCUGCUCGAAGACCUGCUCGACGAGGACGGCAAACUCCCUCUCCACGGGCGGCGCGUCUGCGACGUGGUCGCGCCGCGCUGGCUACGCCGGCGCGAAACGUACGCCCUCCUGGACGGAUGCAAGGCGGAGGUCGUCGCGUCGGCUCGCGGAGACAACGGAGAAGGGCGAAAGCCGCUCGUGCCUCUCCGCCUGCGCGAGUGGGUCAAGACGCCGUAUCCCCGCUGGCUCGAGCAACCCGCGCGGGUGGAUAACGAGGACAUCGCGCUCUUCUACCGCGCGUCCAUGAGAGAAAUACGCGAGCAACGUCCGACGAACGCGCACGUCACCGACUUUGUCGAGGUGGAAUGGCUCGCCGAUUUGGCGGUGAUGAUGGGCGAGCGCCGGGCGAUGGCCACGUUCGCCGAGGCGAUGAACGAUCCCGACUUUCACGUCCGCAGCCACGCGCGGUGCGUGGAGCUCGUGGAGCGGUGCGCGGCGGCGGUGUCCGGACUGAUCGAUCCGUACCUCGCGGGCCGGCAUCAACGGAUGUGGGGCCCGACGCCCCCGUCACACGUCUCGUCGCACGUGGAGAACCCGGGCGCGUUGCACCCGUCGGAGAAGUGGCUGUGGGUGAUGCGCGAGGAUUUCAGGUCGUUCGGGUCGGACCUGCGUCACAAGAAGCCGUCGCUACCCGAGGAGAGCGUCGUGGACGCGUUGGACAGGAUGGGCGAGGAGUUCAAACGGAGGCUCGACAGCUCGCGAGUCGACCCGCGGGACGAUCCAAAGGGGGCGCUGCGGGUGCUGACCGAAUUUAUGUGCGGCGUCUACCCCGGGCUCGACGCCCCGGGCGACAACCCGGGAUCGACCCACGUGGCGGACAUGGACUUUCGCGAGAUGCCGCCCGCGACGCACGAGCUCAACCCGCACCUCCUCCACCCGAAGUUUGCGAUGCCGACCGAGGGCGGACUCGGGUUCAGAGGCGCCGGAUCGACCGUCACGCACGACUACUACGAUCCCAUGUGCAGCUCCCUGUUUUGCGUGCUUCACACGCGCGUCGGCAUCCCGAUCACGCUCUCGAUCGUCAUGGCGUCCGUGGCGUCUCGCGCGGGGUUGAAAGUGGAGUUCCUCAACGCGCCCGGUCACUUCCGCUGCGGAGUUCAUGACGAAAACUACGUUGACCCGGAAAAGCCCGGAACAAACGCCCGACACGUGGUCUUCACGGCCGACCCGUUCGAAGGCUUCGAAGCGACAGACCCCAGGAAACUCCGGACGAUCGAUUGGGACCGUAUGGGAGAGGAGGCGGGAAGAGGACGCGUGGCAGAGCUCGUCCCGUCCGCGCGCGACGUCGUGAUGAGGAUGUUGAACAACCUUUUCCUGAUUUACGGCACCAUGGAGUGCGGAGGGAGCGGCAGCCCGGACGGUCCGGAUCUCGAGACGUAUCCGAACGACGAAGAAUACGUACCAAACUACGUCGGACUCCCUCCGCACAGGUGGAUGGUGCGACACGCCGUCGUCGCGCUCGCGGGACUUGUGGUGAGUCCCGGGCCCCACGCCGAGUUUUUGCAACAGGAGUUGGCGCAUCUUAAGCUUAAGUGGCUGCCGAUGUCGGCGCAUCGUCUCUUUAUGUAAUAAAUACCUCUAAAAUAAUGAU